AUGGCCGCUAACUACUGGGCUUCGUCCCAGCGCCGACACUGGCUGUUUUCCAGAGAGAAACUAGCAGAUAUUCGUGAUGGAUUAUGGGACAAGGACAAAAUUGCCCAUUCGCAGUUCCCGUUGCCAGACCAACGCCUGUUGAAUAUCUACUGCAACCAACAACUCAUCAAGCUUGGCAAACGCAUGUCUACAAGACAGCAGGCUAUUGCUACAGCACAGGUGUACUUGAAGAGAUUCUACACCAAAAAUGAAAUUCGACAGACAAAUCCAUACCUCGUGCUCACCACGGCCUUCUAUCUGGCCUGCAAGAUGGAAGAAUGCCCGCAGCACAUCCGCUUUGUGGUCGGUGAAGCGCGUGGUCUGUGGCCAGAAUUCAUCACUCCAGAUGUUGCAAAGCUGGGAGAAUGCGAGUUCGCCCUGAUCUCCGAAAUGAGCUCACAACUUAUCGUGCAUCAUCCCUACCGUACUUUGUCAGAAUUGCAAACGGAACUCCAACUCUCCUCUGAUGAGAUUGCACUUGCCUGGUCGGUGAUCAACGAUCAUUAUUUAACAGACCUGCCACUACUGCAUCCUCCUCAUGUUAUCGCGAUCAUGGCCAUCAUUGUUGCUGUCGUCUUCAAGCCUACUCACUCAACCAAUUUCCCUGGCUCUGGGCAAUCUGCAUUAGCAGGAUCCAUGAGAGAUGGAGGGGGUAUGCAGAUGCUGGCCGCUUUGUCUGACAAGUCAGGCUCGGGUCCCCCUCCUAAGAUUACGAAACUCGUGGGUUGGCUCGCAGAAAGCGAAGUUGAUAUCAAAGCUGUGAUCGAAUGUACUCAGGAGCUGGUCUCACUGUACGAGGUUUGGGAGCAGUAUAGCGAAAAAACCUGCAAGGAACUGAUAGGAAGGAUGGUCAAAAGCAAGAACCUUGAUAAGUGA
Molecule: messenger RNA, 915 nt
Organism: Penicillium brevicompactum
Lineage: Eukaryota; Fungi; Ascomycota; Eurotiomycetes; Eurotiales; Aspergillaceae
Gene: ssn8
Product: cyclin-dependent protein serine/threonine kinase regulator SSN8
Exons: 3
Coding region: 1-915 (304 amino acids)
Biological process (GO): positive regulation of transcription by RNA polymerase II
Cellular component (GO): nucleus; mediator complex
Molecular function (GO): cyclin-dependent protein serine/threonine kinase regulator activity
Source: RefSeq, a predicted model, not a curated record